Soboliphyme baturini is the source of this 405-nucleotide messenger RNA. Lineage: Eukaryota; Metazoa; Nematoda; Enoplea; Dioctophymatida; Soboliphymatidae. The record is from the annotation of a GenBank genome assembly.
AUGAACAACAUCGGACUUGCUUACAUCAAAAUGAAAAGGUAUGAAGACGCGCUGAGCAUCUUCGAGCCAUGCACAGAGGCGAAGCUGGAUUUUAACAUUGGUCUAAAUUUUAUUGUUUGUGCACAUGCGUUGAACCAUAAGGGCAAGAUGAAAAUCGGCUUUCAGUACCUGCUGGAAAUCCCACCGGAAGUGGACGAUUGCGGCAAAUACGCCACUCAAAGUGAUGAUUCUAUGGAAAAGUUGGUCGUAGAAGCGAUAAAACAUGAUCCUUUGUGCAUGUGGGAAAAGGAGAACAGAGAACGUGCCCAGAAAACAAUUCUGACCGCGACAAACAUAAUUUCUCCAUGCAUCGCAUCUUCGUUUGCUGAUGGAUAUACCUGGUACAAUGUUGAUACUUUGCCGUAA